CGCCGUAGAACCCUAGCGUGUCUCAUUAAACCCUCAACCUCCACCUUCCGACUUGCUUCCAGUAGUUCUUCCCUCCCCACCAAGAAAAUCACAGCCGAGAAAUAGCCGACCGACCGCACCCUUCCCUCCCUUCUCCCCCUUCCUCAAGACAGGCCGGAACCAAAUCGUGAAGCUCGAUGGACCACGUGGGCUCCAUGGAGGAGAGGAUCGUGGCGGACCGGAUCCGGAAGAAGCUGGAGGAGGUGAACGUCGCCGCCCAGAAGCACCUCGAGGGCGUGCAGGACCAUGUCAACUUCACUCUGCAGAAAGAGUACUUCAAGUGUGCACAUGACUGCUUUGAUAGGCGACGGACUCAAGAGGGGAUCACCAGCUGUGUAGAGAACUGUGGUGUGCCCGCUCUUUCUGCCAACAAUGUUGUUGAGACCGAGAUGGCCAAGUUCCAGGAAAGGUUGAAUCGCUCGUUGAUGGUCUGCCAAGAUAAGUUUGAAGCAGCAAAGCUCCAGAAGAUGAAGACAGACGCAACCAAUGAGCUGGAGUCGUGCGUGAACAGGUCCAUCGACGACAGCAUCAGGGUCCUGCCCCAUCUGGUUGAGCAGAUCAAGUCCACCAUUAACAUGAAGUAGAGGAAUCAGAAACUUUCAAAUUGUCCCCCGGCUCGUUUUUCCCAUCGUUAGCUGAAUCUAUCCAGAGUCUCUAGCAGCACUAGUGUAACAUGCUCAUUACUGCCAUGAGAACCAUGUCUAGAGAAGAGUUUUUUGCUGAGAGAUUAGUGCGUCUAAAUGGCGCCGCGAUACCAGACUAAAUGUUGCAAACGUAGCUUUUGCAUAACAUCCUUUUAUCUUAAAAUCUUUUUUUUUUCAUUCA
Molecule: messenger RNA, 864 nt
Organism: Triticum urartu
Lineage: Eukaryota; Viridiplantae; Streptophyta; Magnoliopsida; Poales; Poaceae
Cellular component (GO): cytoplasm
Source: RefSeq, a predicted model, not a curated record